Messenger RNA from Engraulis encrasicolus (European anchovy), 1068 nucleotides. Its product is annotated as zinc finger protein 239-like. Bases 31 to 1068 code for a protein of 345 amino acids. The transcript has 2 exons. Gene Ontology annotation, cellular component: nucleus. The record is from RefSeq and is a predicted model, not a curated record. Lineage: Eukaryota; Metazoa; Chordata; Actinopteri; Clupeiformes; Engraulidae. Gene Ontology annotation, biological process: regulation of transcription by RNA polymerase II. Gene Ontology annotation, molecular function: DNA-binding transcription factor activity, RNA polymerase II-specific; RNA polymerase II cis-regulatory region sequence-specific DNA binding.
UGCCCCCAUUGUGAAAAGAGUUUUCUUAAGAUGGGAGCUCUCAAAAAACACCAGGUGAUCCACUCAGAGGGGAAACCAUUUCAGUGCUCUGAUUGUGGAAAGCGUUUUAGUCACACUGGUAACCUCAACAGACACAAGAGGGUCCAUUCAGGGGAAAAACCAUAUCAGUGCUCUGAUUGUGGAAAGCGUUUUAGUCACACUGAUGACUUCAAGAGACACAAGAGGAUCCAUUCAGGGGAAAAACCAUUUCAAUGCUCUGAUUGUGGAAAGAGUUUUAGUCAAAUGAGCAAUCUCCGACAACACCAGAUGAGACACUCUGGGGAAAAGCCAUUUCAGUGCUCUGAUUGUGGAAAGCGUUUCAGUCAAAUGAGCAGUCUCAAUGUACACCGGAAGACACACUCUGGGGAAAAACCAUUUCAGUGCUCUGAUUGUGGAAAGCGUUUCAGUCGCACUCACAACCUCAAGACACACAAGAGGAUCCAUUCAGGGGAAAAACCAUAUCAAUGCUCUGAUUGUGGAAAGAGUUUUAGACAAAUGAGCAGUCUCAAUGUACACCGGAAGACACACUCUGGGGAAAAACCAUACCAGUGCUCUGAUUGUGGAAAGCGUUUCAGUCGCACUCACAACCUCAAGACACACAAGAGGAUCCAUUCAGGGGAAAAACCAUUUCAAUGCUCUGAUUGUGGAAAGAGUUUUAGUCAAAUGGGCAAUCUCCGACAACACCGUAUGAGACACUCUGGUGAAAAGCCAUUUCUGUGCUCUGAUUGUGGAAAGCGUUUUAAUCACACUGACGACCUCAAGAGACACAAGAGGAUCCAUACAGGGGAAAAACCAUAUCAAUGCUCUGAUUGUGGAAAGAGUUUUAGUCAAAGGAGCAGUCUCAAUGUACACCGGAAGAUCCACUCUGGGGAAAAACCAAGGUUGCUGCAAGUGUCCAGCACCACAGCAGUACCUUCAUUCGUCCUCUGCUACUUGUCAGAUGCAGGACCCCGGUCUUCCCAAUGUGGCCUCAACCUGCCUGUGGAGCAUGAAGAACCUCUCCCCCGUGGCCUCAACCUACCUAAGUAG